This is a messenger RNA of Homo sapiens (human), 15196 nucleotides long. RefSeq names its product A-kinase anchoring protein 6 (gene AKAP6). Gene Ontology annotation, molecular function: transmembrane transporter binding; protein kinase A binding. NCBI's taxonomy places the organism in Eukaryota, Metazoa, Chordata, Mammalia, Primates, Hominidae. Bases 358 to 7317 code for a protein of 2319 amino acids. The record is from RefSeq and is a predicted model, not a curated record. Gene Ontology annotation, biological process: regulation of metal ion transport; positive regulation of cation transmembrane transport. The transcript has 17 exons. Gene Ontology annotation, cellular component: nuclear envelope; membrane; perinuclear region of cytoplasm.
AUCUGAACUGAUGUCACAGCAUCAUGCAGCAGGUCAAACAAGGCAUCUCCUAGUAUUGCAUCCUACAGAUGUGCUGUAAACAUCAAAAGAAGACGGUGGGAUCAGGAGAUGAGAGCACUGGACUGGGAGUAAGGCACCUGAAUUUUUAGUCCCUGCUGACAUACUCUUCCUGAAUCUUGGUUUCCUCCACAGUAAAACAAAAGGUUCCGGAAGCUGGGAAGUCCAAGGUCAAGGUACCAAAGAUUUGGUGUCAGGUAUUGAAUGUGUAAGCAGACACAGGGGUAACUCUCAAGGAACAAAAUUGCCUGAAGGCUUUUCCACAGCUGUUUUGGAAAGAAGUGAGGUUUAGACUUCUCCAUGUUAACCAUGAGCGUGACACUUUCCCCCCUGAGGUCACAGGACCUGGAUCCCAUGGCUACUGAUGCUUCACCCAUGGCCAUCAACAUGACACCCACUGUGGAGCAGGGUGAGGGAGAAGAGGCAAUGAAGGACAUGGACUCUGACCAGCAGUAUGAAAAGCCACCCCCACUACACACAGGGGCUGACUGGAAGAUUGUCCUCCACUUACCUGAAAUUGAGACCUGGCUCCGGAUGACCUCAGAGAGGGUCCGAGACCUAACCUAUUCAGUCCAGCAGGAUUCGGACAGCAAGCAUGUGGAUGUACAUCUAGUUCAACUAAAGGACAUUUGUGAAGAUAUUUCUGAUCAUGUUGAGCAAAUCCAUGCCCUCCUUGAAACAGAGUUCUCCCUAAAGCUGCUGUCUUACUCUGUCAACGUGAUAGUGGACAUCCACGCAGUGCAGCUCCUCUGGCACCAGCUUCGAGUCUCAGUGCUGGUUCUGCGGGAGCGCAUUCUGCAAGGUCUGCAGGACGCCAAUGGCAACUACACUAGGCAGACGGACAUUCUGCAAGCUUUCUCUGAAGAGACAAAAGAGGGCCGGCUUGAUUCUCUAACAGAAGUGGAUGACUCAGGACAAUUAACCAUCAAAUGUUCUCAAAAUUACUUGUCUCUGGAUUGUGGCAUUACUGCAUUCGAACUGUCUGACUACAGUCCAAGUGAGGAUUUGCUCAGUGGGCUAGGUGACAUGACCUCUAGCCAAGUCAAAACCAAACCCUUUGACUCUUGGAGCUACAGUGAGAUGGAAAAGGAGUUUCCUGAGCUUAUCCGAAGUGUUGGUUUACUUACGGUAGCUGCUGACUCUAUCUCUACCAAUGGCAGUGAAGCAGUUACUGAGGAGGUAUCUCAAGUAUCUCUCUCAGUAGACGACAAAGGUGGAUGUGAGGAAGACAAUGCUUCUGCAGUCGAAGAGCAACCAGGCUUAACACUGGGGGUGUCAUCAUCUUCAGGAGAAGCUCUGACAAAUGCUGCUCAACCCUCCUCUGAGACUGUGCAGCAAGAAUCCAGUUCCUCCUCCCAUCAUGAUGCAAAGAAUCAGCAGCCUGUUCCUUGUGAAAAUGCAACCCCCAAACGAACCAUCAGAGAUUGCUUUAAUUAUAACGAGGACUCUCCCACGCAGCCUACAUUGCCAAAAAGAGGACUUUUUCUUAAAGAGGAAACUUUUAAGAAUGAUCUGAAAGGCAAUGGUGGAAAGAGGCAAAUGGUUGAUCUAAAGCCUGAGAUGAGCAGAAGCACCCCUUCGCUAGUAGAUCCUCCUGACAGAUCCAAACUUUGCCUGGUAUUGCAGUCUUCUUACCCCAACAGCCCUUCUGCUGCCAGCCAGUCUUAUGAGUGUUUACACAAGGUGGGGAAUGGGAACCUUGAAAACACAGUCAAAUUUCACAUUAAAGAAAUUUCUUCCAGCCUGGGAAGGCUUAACGACUGCUAUAAAGAGAAAUCUCGACUUAAAAAGCCACACAAGACCUCAGAAGAGGUGCCUCCAUGCCGAACACCUAAACGGGGGACUGGUUCAGGCAAACAAGCUAAAAAUACAAAGAGCUCAGCAGUGCCAAAUGGAGAGCUUUCUUAUACUUCCAAGGCCAUAGAGGGGCCACAAACAAAUUCUGCUUCCACAUCCUCACUUGAGCCUUGUAAUCAGAGAAGUUGGAAUGCCAAAUUGCAAUUGCAGUCAGAAACAUCCAGUUCACCAGCUUUUACUCAGAGCAGUGAAUCCUCUGUUGGCUCAGACAACAUCAUGUCUCCGGUGCCACUUCUUUCAAAACACAAAAGCAAAAAAGGUCAAGCCUCCUCUCCAAGUCACGUCACUAGGAAUGGUGAGGUUGUGGAGGCCUGGUAUGGCUCUGAUGAAUACCUAGCACUGCCCUCUCACCUUAAGCAGACAGAAGUAUUGGCUUUGAAGUUGGAAAACCUAACAAAGCUUCUGCCUCAGAAACCCAGAGGAGAAACCAUCCAGAAUAUUGAUGACUGGGAACUGUCUGAAAUGAAUUCAGAUUCUGAAAUCUAUCCAACCUAUCAUGUCAAAAAGAAGCAUACAAGGCUAGGCAGGGUGUCUCCAAGCUCAUCUAGUGACAUAGCCUCUUCACUAGGGGAGAGCAUUGAAUCUGGGCCCCUGAGUGACAUUCUUUCUGAUGAGGAGUCCAGUAUGCCUCUCGCUGGCAUGAAAAAGUAUGCUGAUGAGAAGUCAGAAAGAGCUUCAUCCUCUGAGAAAAAUGAGAGCCAUUCUGCCACUAAAUCAGCUUUAAUUCAGAAACUGAUGCAAGAUAUUCAGCACCAAGACAACUAUGAAGCCAUAUGGGAAAAAAUAGAGGGGUUUGUAAACAAACUGGAUGAAUUCAUUCAAUGGUUAAAUGAAGCCAUGGAAACUACAGAAAAUUGGACUCCCCCUAAAGCAGAGAUGGAUGACCUUAAACUGUAUCUGGAGACACACUUGAGUUUUAAGUUGAAUGUAGACAGUCAUUGUGCUCUCAAGGAAGCUGUGGAGGAGGAAGGACACCAACUUCUUGAGCUUAUUGCAUCUCACAAAGCAGGACUGAAGGACAUGCUGCGGAUGAUUGCAAGUCAAUGGAAGGAGCUGCAGAGGCAAAUCAAACGGCAGCACAGCUGGAUUCUCAGGGCUCUGGAUACCAUCAAAGCCGAGAUACUGGCUACUGAUGUGUCUGUGGAGGAUGAGGAAGGGACUGGAAGCCCCAAGGCUGAGGUUCAACUAUGCUACCUGGAAGCACAAAGAGAUGCUGUUGAGCAGAUGUCCCUCAAGCUGUACAGCGAGCAGUAUACCAGCAGCAGCAAGCGAAAGGAAGAGUUUGCUGAUAUGUCAAAAGUUCAUUCAGUGGGAAGCAAUGGGCUUCUGGACUUUGAUUCAGAAUAUCAGGAGCUCUGGGAUUGGCUGAUUGACAUGGAGUCCCUUGUGAUGGACAGCCACGACCUGAUGAUGUCAGAGGAGCAGCAGCAGCAUCUUUACAAGCGAUACAGUGUGGAAAUGUCCAUCAGACACCUGAAAAAGACGGAGCUGCUUAGUAAGGUUGAAGCUUUGAAGAAAGGUGGCGUUUUACUACCAAAUGAUCUCCUUGAAAAAGUGGAUUCAAUUAAUGAAAAAUGGGAACUGCUUGGGAAAACCCUAGGAGAGAAGAUCCAGGACACAAUGGCAGGGCACAGUGGGUCGAGUCCACGUGACCUGCUCUCUCCUGAAAGUGGAAGCCUGGUAAGGCAGCUGGAGGUCAGGAUCAAAGAACUGAAAGGAUGGCUAAGAGAUACAGAGCUUUUCAUCUUCAAUUCCUGUCUGAGACAAGAAAAGGAAGGAACAAUGAAUACUGAGAAACAACUGCAAUACUUUAAGUCCCUCUGUCGUGAAAUCAAGCAACGACGUCGAGGAGUUGCCUCCAUUCUGCGACUAUGCCAGCAUCUUUUGGAUGACCGGGAGACUUGCAAUCUGAAUGCAGACCACCAGCCCAUGCAGCUGAUCAUUGUAAAUCUUGAAAGAAGGUGGGAAGCCAUUGUCAUGCAAGCCGUCCAGUGGCAAACACGUCUACAAAAGAAGAUGGGAAAGGAAUCUGAGACUUUGAAUGUGAUUGAUCCUGGCUUGAUGGACCUAAAUGGGAUGAGUGAGGAUGCCCUGGAAUGGGAUGAAAUGGACAUAAGUAACAAGUUAAUUAGUUUGAAUGAGGAAUCAAAUGACCUUGAUCAAGAACUCCAACCUGUUAUCCCUUCCUUGAAGCUUGGAGAGACAAGUAAUGAGGACCCUGGUUAUGACGAGGAGGCUGAUAACCAUGGGGGAUCUCAGUAUGCCUCAAAUAUUACUGCCCCCUCUAGUCCACACAUUUACCAGGUGUACAGCCUCCACAAUGUUGAACUCUAUGAGGACAACCACAUGCCAUUUCUGAAAAACAAUCCAAAGGUCACUGGCAUGACACAGCCUAAUGUUUUAACUAAGAGUCUCAGUAAAGACUCUUCAUUUUCAUCUACCAAAUCUUUGCCAGAUCUUCUAGGUGGUUCCAAUUUGGUAAAGCCCUGCGCAUGUCAUGGAGGAGACAUGAGCCAGAAUUCAGGCAGUGAGAGUGGAAUUGUCAGUGAAGGAGACACAGAAACCACUACCAACUCUGAAAUGUGCUUGCUCAAUGCAGUGGAUGGGUCCCCAAGUAACCUUGAAACUGAACAUCUGGACCCACAAAUGGGAGAUGCAGUUAACGUGUUAAAGCAAAAAUUUACAGAUGAGGGGGAAAGCAUUAAGCUUCCAAAUAGCUCUCAGUCGUCCAUUUCACCAGUGGGUUGUGUAAAUGGAAAAGUUGGAGAUUUAAACAGUAUUACCAAACAUACCCCUGACUGUUUGGGAGAAGAAUUACAAGGAAAACAUGAUGUGUUUACAUUUUAUGAUUACUCAUACCUCCAAGGCUCAAAACUCAAAUUACCAAUGAUAAUGAAACAGUCACAAAGCGAAAAAGCGCAUGUGGAGGAUCCCCUGCUUCGUGGUUUUUAUUUUGAUAAAAAAUCAUGCAAAUCUAAACAUCAGACUACAGAGUUACAACCAGAUGUACCUCCCCAUGAAAGGAUUUUGGCAAGUGCAUCUCAUGAAAUGGAUCGCAUUUCAUAUAAAAGUGGCAAUAUAGAAAAGACAUUCACUGGCAUGCAGAAUGCCAAACAGCUCUCCCUUUUAUCUCAUAGUUCAUCUAUUGAGUCCCUUUCUCCAGGGGGUGAUUUAUUUGGAUUGGGCAUCUUUAAAAAUGGCAGUGACAGCCUCCAGCGAAGCACUUCUUUAGAAAGUUGGUUGACUUCCUAUAAAAGCAAUGAAGAUCUCUUUAGCUGUCACAGCUCUGGGGAUAUAAGCGUGAGCAGUGGCUCAGUUGGUGAACUAAGUAAAAGAACAUUAGAUCUCCUGAAUCGUUUGGAGAAUAUCCAGAGCCCCUCAGAGCAAAAGAUAAAACGAAGUGUUUCUGAUAUCACUCUUCAAAGCAGUUCCCAAAAGAUGUCCUUUACUGGCCAGAUGUCAUUGGACAUAGCAUCUUCUAUCAAUGAAGACUCAGCGGCAUCUCUAACAGAACUUAGCAGCAGUGACGAGCUCUCUCUUUGCUCAGAGGAUAUUGUGUUACACAAGAACAAGAUCCCGGAAUCGAAUGCAUCGUUCAGGAAGCGUCUGACUCGUUCAGUGGCUGAUGAAAGCGAUGUCAAUGUCAGCAUGAUUGUUAAUGUCUCUUGCACCUCUGCUUGCACUGAUGAUGAAGAUGACAGCGACCUGCUCUCCAGCUCUACCCUUACCUUGACUGAAGAAGAGCUGUGCAUCAAAGAUGAGGAUGACGACUCCAGUAUUGCAACAGAUGAUGAAAUUUAUGAAGACUGCACCUUGAUGUCAGGGCUAGACUACAUAAAGAAUGAAUUACAGACCUGGAUUAGGCCAAAAUUGUCUUUGACAAGAGAUAAGAAAAGGUGCAAUGUCAGUGAUGAGAUGAAGGGCAGUAAAGAUAUAAGUAGCAGUGAGAUGACCAAUCCCUCUGAUACUCUGAAUAUUGAGACCCUUCUAAAUGGCUCUGUAAAACGUGUCUCUGAAAAUAAUGGAAAUGGUAAGAAUUCAUCUCAUACCCAUGAGUUAGGGACAAAGCGUGAAAAUAAGAAAACUAUUUUCAAAGUUAAUAAAGAUCCAUAUGUGGCUGACAUGGAAAAUGGCAAUAUUGAAGGUAUUCCAGAAAGGCAAAAGGGAAAACCGAAUGUGACUUCAAAGGUAUCAGAAAAUCUUGGUUCACAUGGGAAAGAGAUUUCAGAGAGUGAGCAUUGUAAGUGUAAAGCACUUAUGGAUAGUUUAGAUGAUUCAAAUACUGCUGGCAAGGAAUUUGUUUCCCAAGAUGUUAGACAUCUUCCAAAGAAAUGUCCAAAUCACCACCAUUUUGAAAAUCAAAGCACUGCCUCUACUCCCACUGAGAAGUCUUUCUCAGAACUGGCUUUAGAAACCAGGUUUAACAACAGACAAGACUCUGAUGCACUGAAAUCAUCUGAUGAUGCACCGAGUAUGGCUGGAAAAUCUGCUGGUUGUUGCCUAGCACUUGAACAAAACGGAACAGAGGAAAAUGCUUCUAUCAGCAACAUUUCCUGUUGCAACUGUGAGCCAGAUGUUUUCCAUCAAAAAGAUGCCGAAGAUUGUUCAGUACACAACUUUGUUAAGGAAAUCAUUGACAUGGCUUCGACAGCCCUAAAAAGUAAAUCUCAACCUGAAAACGAGGUGGCUGCUCCUACUUCAUUAACUCAAAUCAAGGAGAAAGUGUUGGAGCAUUCUCACCGGCCCAUCCAGCUGAGAAAAGGGGACUUUUAUUCGUACUUAUCUCUCUCAUCUCAUGACAGUGAUUGUGGGGAGGUCACCAAUUACAUAGAAGAGAAAAGCAGCACUCCAUUGCCACUAGACACCACUGACUCGGGCUUAGAUGACAAGGAAGAUAUUGAAUGCUUUUUUGAGGCCUGUGUUGAGGGUGACUCUGAUGGAGAGGAGCCUUGUUUCUCUAGUGCUCCUCCAAAUGAAUCUGCAGUUCCCAGCGAAGCUGCAAUGCCACUACAAGCAACAGCAUGUUCUUCUGAGUUCAGUGAUAGUUCUCUUUCAGCUGAUGAUGCAGAUACAGUGGCUCUUUCAAGUCCUUCCUCUCAGGAAAGAGCUGAGGUUGGAAAGGAAGUGAAUGGUUUGCCCCAAACUUCCAGUGGCUGUGCAGAAAACUUAGAGUUUACUCCUUCAAAGCUUGACAGUGAAAAGGAAAGUUCCGGAAAACCAGGUGAAUCUGGAAUGCCAGAAGAACAUAAUGCUGCUUCAGCCAAAUCUAAAGUUCAAGACCUCUCCUUGAAGGCAAAUCAGCCAACAGACAAGGCCGCAUUGCAUCCCAGCCCCAAAACUUUAACCUGUGAAGAAAAUCUUCUAAACCUUCAUGAAAAACGACAUAGAAAUAUGCAUAGGUAGAAUGUACCCCCUCCCCAAGCAUGAAAAUCAUCUCACUGAAAGAUACGCCUGGCUGCAACUCAGGGGUGGCCUCAUCCUCCCGCCCUGGGCUGGCCUCUGGUUCCAUCACGUUUGUCACUGCCGUUUAUUACAUUGACUUCUCCCAAGAUGAAUCUUCCUUCCAAAUGUGUUUUCUCCACACAAGCCUUGUGAUCUGAAUGUGUGCGCUGGUUCUCUUUAGGUGAUCGUCUUUGAAGUUCAGCAAAGCUGCUUGUUCUCCCAUGGAUUCCUGUCCCAAGCUACCUCUACCAACCCUCUCUCUCCAGCUAGACUUUUCUCUUUGCCUCCUCCCUUCCCUUCCACUCUUUAAAGUUCUGCAGUUCACCAACUGGUAGUCCAUUAAAUUCUCCUGUCUAGAAUGACCCCCCCACCAGUACUUGACCAAUUUCAUGUAUCAAUCUGGAUUUUUUUUUAACGGUAUAAUGACUGUGUUUAUUGAAAGAGUUUUACCUAAAAAGCCAACAUUUGAAUUGGUUGCAGCAUAGAGAAGAAACACUGGUCCUUCUUUCAAAAUUAAGCAACUAUUAAAAGCGCCAUUUUAUUUAUUUCAUUUAAAAAAUAAUCUAUGCAGCAUUUCAAGAAACAACCAUAUGGUGUUGUAUAUUAUAAACUGGUGACAUUCUACUAUUGAAUUAUGUACAACAUUUUCAUUUUUUAUGCUUCUUGAGGUGGUAAUGAGAAAAAAGUUUUUUAAAAAAGUGUGCCUUGCUGUAUUUCUUAUACCAUUUAUUAAAAAGCUGCUUUCACGGUAAAAUUAUGUUGGUUUGAAAGGAGGAAAUAGCAAGGUUAAGAUGUGUGAAUAAUUUCUGUAUAUAUGUAUAACCAAGUACAAACAUUGAUGUAUAAUGACAGUAUAAAAUGCUUUCAUGUUUGUGAUGUCUAGUGAUGUGGAAAAUAUAAGCCUUAAAUCCAUUAGAUUGCAUGGUAAUUAAAAUUGGCAUAAUAAACACAGAUUAUUGGGGGAAAAGGAAAAUUAGUGAUCUCUUCUACUAUGUUCUUUACCAAAUUGUUGCAUCUGGUUCUGAAAAAGUAUAGCAUGUAGCAGCUUCCAAACAUAUUCAUAUUGCUUAAGAGGCUUAACAUUACCUAAACUAGAGACUAGACGUAAAGCCUUCAGUUUUCAAAAUCUUUCUGGUCACUAUAAAGAUCUUGGAACAGCAAAUGAUUAAAUGUCAGUUCCCCUAAACCAAUAAACAUUUAUACUAGAUUUUUUAUUUCCACUUAUCAUUAAUGAUUUAAUGUUGGAUUUCAGGUACCUUGUAUGUCUUAAUUUAUUUUAAAUAUUUAUUUUGAAUGAGUUUGAUAGAAAGCUAGUAGAAAAGUACAGAAAAUUUGACUAUUAUUUAUAGAUUUCAGGUAUAUUUAUAUGUGUAAAAGAAAUUGACAAAGAAAUAUUUCAUCUGGCCUUUACUGACUCCUGUUAAAUGCAGUUUUAAAUUUAUAUCGUAACACCUACUUAAGUGCCUGACACAGUAGGUAUUCAAUAAAAAUUUACUGAAUUAAAGGAUUAAAUUAGGUGACAUGGUGACAUCUAUCCCUUUAUUUUGACACUAAAACAUGGACACAACUAGAAAGAGGUACAAUGCAAUAUAAAGUCACAAUAGAUAAUAUAUAUCAAAUUUCUAAAAGGUAAAGAAUGUUGUGGGUUCAUGCAGUCACAGGAAUGACAAUCAUUCAACAGAUAGUUCAGAAACACUUUUUAUCUGCAAGGCACUAUUCUAGAUCCAGAAGAUGCAAUGUUGAACAAACAGACAAAGCCCUGCCCUCAGAAGGCUGUCCUGCAUUAGGAACAAGUGAACACGCAAAUGACAUGAAGUAUUUGUUGCAGAGCUGAGGAACAGAGCAAAUGUAGUGAUAGAAGCGCAAUGAGAGAAGCAGCAGUGGGUACAAGGAGGAAGAAAAAGGGCUUGCAGAGAGUGGAAAGUUAGUGGAAUAUUCAUGAAACUUCAUUGCAGGGGUAAUAGAAGAAAAAGUAAAUUGGGAGGACUUAAUGGAAGGUCUUUUAAAAAGUUAACUUGGAGCUUCUGUAUGUAAAAUGCUAGGUAAUAAGGACACUUUGUACAGGCUGUUUUGCACCUGAUUUUAUUUAUCAUUAGUGCCACGCCAAGAUCAUUUAGACGAUGCUUAUCUGUAAUUCUACCACUUUAAUAACUAUUUGUAUUUUUAUGCCCCUUCUGAUCUUUUCCAUAUGUAUUUCUAAAUGGAUAAAUUAUUCUAGGCUUCUUAAUAGGUAGUAAUUUGUUCAAAAGCGGUUUUAGCCAGACAUCUAGUUGCAGUGUUCAAGAGGAUUAUGGGGGAAAGAGAUUAGAGAUAAUUGUCUAGUUAGGGGGCAGCUGGAGAAAAUAAGCUAAGUUUGCAAUAACAGAGUACACAAGUAUAGUGGCCCAGGAUGUAGUGAAAGAACAAAUCCUAGAGUCUUUGAAAUUUCUAAGGGCAUUCUAGACCUCUGUUGGGAUAUGGUAUUAUUUUACAUACUGACACAACCUAAAUUUUCUUUGGGUAGUAACUAAUGUCAAGUCUACAUCGACUGGUAAAACAUUCAAAGAACAAACUGACAAUGAUGUUCUACCUACUUGUUACAUGCUCAUGGAAGACCGUGCAGUAUUGAAAGUAUUUGUUAAUUAUCUGCUUAGUAUUAACACUAAAUUUGUAGAAUGACUUUCAGGUUUGUUGAACAAUGCCUUUUCAGGUUGGAAGAAGAAAAAUAGCCUCAAUCUCCCACCCCAUGUAGGCACUACCUCCCCAAUUACCCUUAGAAAAUGAUCACACCAACUCUGCCUACACACUUCCAGUGAUAGUGGCUCAUUGUCUGUUAAGGCAAACUGUUCCACUGUUGGGCAUAUCUCUUUGUUAGAAAGUUCUUUCUUAGGUUGCUAAAAUCUGCCUAGUACCCCGCUACCCUGUUCUGUCUUAUGGAGCAGCCCAGAUUAUCUUUACUCCCUCUUUCUCAUGGCAACCCUGAAGAUAAUCAAGGCCAGUUACUCAUCAUCUCCCAACCACUGUUUCCUCAACUGCCCUUCAUAUGUCAUGGUUUUCAGAUCCAUUCCAACCUGACUGAAUGUUAACAGACAGAAUUCUUCACAUUAAGGAACUGUCUUCAUCAUCAUACAUGUAGAAAAGAAUCUGAACAUUUAAGUGCGAAGUUUUCUCUAGAAAUAUAUUCAAGAUAUGUUUAUUCUAUUAUUGUAAAUUUCAAACAAUAAAUAAAUAAGAAUCCAUGACUUCCUUCAGUGGCCCAGUCCAGUGCCUAAGUCAUCUGGAAUCUUCUCCUUACAUCGAAUACAAACCUAACCUGUUUCCAAGUAGGGCACUCCCUCCGCUUAUUUAUUCAUUUAUUCAGCCAUUCAGCAAACAUUUAUUAAAUGGCUACCUAUGUGAGGCACUAUAUUUGGCAUUAGGUAUAUAAAGGCAACUAACACAUGGUAUCUGUCUCCAAAGGUUUACAGCUUUUCUUCUGAAAGUGCCUUUUGUGUCCUUGAAUAGAGUGAUUAUGACUUUUGUCUCAAUUAAAUGAUGACCUCAUUUAGUUUCUGAUGAAGUUUCUCUACAUUUAAGAAAAUCUAGUGAGCAAAACGGUAUACAAAAAAUCAUCUGGAUCUGACUACCAGAAAAAGUAAAGUGGUUUUAAUUACAGAAAGAAAAAUAUUUGUUAGAUUUCUGGUCACUGAAUAAAUAUGCAUCUUAUACAACACAGAACAACCUAAAUUUAGGGCUUCUGGAAACCUGAGUUUGAUGACUUUGUUGUGUUUGGUUCAUCCGGACUAGGUUUCACCCAUUCUAUAAUUCCUAGAAACAAACUAGAUGAAAAUAUCAAUGAAAUGAUCCAGGUCUGUCUUACAAGUCAAUUUGCUUUAGCUUCCAAAAGAAGUUGAAAUUUUUUAGAAUUUUAAAGAAAAACUCACUUUUCAAGUGUCAUAUAAUUCUUAUAUUUUAAAUAUAAAUCGAACCAACUAAAUUUACCGCUAUAUUUUUUUCUACAUAUUCUUUUUUCAAUUUUCAUUUUGAAAAAAUUCAGACCUAUGUAAAAGUUGAGAGUAGAACAAAGAUACUUGGUACUCAUCCCUCAGGUUCAUUUAUUGUUAAUAUUUCACCAUAUUUACUUCAUCUCUGUAUACACACACACUUUUUUGUAUGAUUAAAUCAUUUGAAAUUAAAUUGUAGAGUAUGAUACUUCAUCUGCAAAUACUUCAGCAUGUGUUAGCUGAGAACAUGGGUAUUCUUCUGCAAGUCUACAAUACCAUCUUCAUACUCAAGAAAUGUAACAUUGGCUGGUCAUGGUGGCUCACGCCUGUAAUCCCAGCACUUUGGGAGGCCAAGGCGUGUGGAUCACCUAAGGUCAGGAGUUCGAGAUCAGCCUGGCCAACAUGGUGAAACCCCGUCUCUACUAAAAAUACAAAAAUUAGCCAGGCGUGGUAGCUGUAAUCCCAGCUACUUGGGAGGCUGAGGCAGGAGAAUUGCUUGAAGCCAGGAGGCAGAGGUUGCAGUGAGCCGAGAUUGCACCACUGCACUCCAGCCUGGGCAAGAAGAGUGAAAUUUUGUCUCAAAAAAAAAAAUGUAAUAUUAAUACAAUAAUACCUGAUAGUUUAUAUUCAAGUUUCUCUAACUACCCAAAUUAUGUCCUCUUAUAGUUGUUUUUGUUUUAAUACAGUAUUCAAACAAAGAUCACACACUGCUUUUAGUUUCCAAGUCUUUUUUUUUUUUUUUUUUUUUAAAUCUUGCAUAGUUUCCCUGUGCUUUUACUCUAUUUUUCUUUGGGCUUUUAUAACAUCGACAGUUCUGAAAAGUCCAGGCCAGUUUUGCAGAAUGAUCCACAAUCUUGAUGGGUCUAGUUGUUUUCUCAUUGUUAAACUCAGGGUAAACUUUUUUUUGUCAAGUAAAUACAUAGGUGACUUUGCAUUCACAGCCACUCUUUAAUGAAGAUUGAUUGAAUAACUGACAUUCCUGAUAUGUUUUAAAGUUCACAGCUUACUCUUUCAGCCCAUGCUUCAUCCAUCUAAGGCAAGGGUCAGCAAACUGUGGCACGUGGGCCAAAUUCAGCUCGUUGCCUGUUCUGGUUUGACCCAUUUGAACAAUUGACGAGCUUCAAACAAUUUUUACAUUUUUUAGUAGUUAAACAAAAGAAUACUUCAUGACAUGUGAAAAUCAUAUGAAAUUUAAAUUUUGGUGUCCAUGUAUAAAGUUUUAUUAGAACACAUCCACGCACAUUUGUUUCCAUAGUCUACGGAUGCUUUGACACUAUACAAAGUUACGUACUUGCAACAAAAGCCAUAUGGCCUGCAAAACCUAAAACAUUUACUAUCUGGAUCAUUACAGAAAGUUUUCUGAUCCCUGGUCUAUGAUAUUCUAAAUUCCGACACAUUUUCUUAGGAUAGAUUUCCAUUUGCAAAUUCAGUGUAAGACAUAAACACCGGCAAUAGUUGUGUUUUUUUUUUCUUUUUACUUCCUAGAUUUUAUUGCAUUCUCAACUUGUUUCAUAUUACCUUAAAAAAUAAAGUGCACUUAAAGAUUGUUUCACAUCCACAGUUUGUUUAAGGAUUUAAAUUUAGUUCACUAUUACUGCCUGGCUUUGAUUGAUUUAGAGGGUUAGUCAAUUACAGACUAAAUAAUUAGUUCAAUCAAAACCAUCAGAAAAAUUGACACAAACUCACUUCCAUGCACCAGUAAACUGGAAUCCUUUCUUUAAAUGUUUUUCUAAAGCAAUCCGAGGAAUUAAAUUCAGGCCAUUUCACAGUCAGUUUUUUUCAAAUUCAUUUUUCAACUCAAAGGCAAAACCAUGAUCAAAAUAUUGUAUAUAGUACACCUUCAGUUCCCAACUGCUGAAUUUACCAAGGAAUUAAGUAUUCACCACAAACCCUGGUGUGGCCAUAGGUGGACACUCUAAUUAAAAAGAAGAUGUUCAAAAAGAAUAGUCCUUCUUUUCUUUCUUAAAUUCACCUUUGAUAGCACUGCCACACUUCUGGGAAGGGAACGUUCAAGGAAACCGUAUAGCCACUUCUUUUUUAAAAGCAGCCACAUACCUUCUAUAUAACAAUGGCCCUUUAGUUUGAGAGUUGCCACAUAUUUGCAUUUCCAGAGUAAAAUAAUAGGAUGACAUGGGCAGGUCAGGCCCACAAUAGUAUGGUUUCUUUGGCAAAGGCAUUUUGGCCAAUGCCGUAAGACCAUUCUGGCCCUUGAUUAAUGGGUUCUCACCAAAGCAGAAAUUACGCAGAGCUUAUUUGUCCUUGCAUUUUGAAGUAAAUCAUUGCCUGCAUAAAGCAACUCUUUUGUCUCUUUUCCAUUGCAACACACAGGAGUUGGAAUGUGUUCAUACGUGUAAGACUGUCUUAGUCUGCCCAGACUGCUUGGACUGUGUUGUUUAUAAACAACAGAAUUUACUGCUCAAAGUUCUGGAGACUGGGAAGUUCAAGAUCAAGAUGCUAGCAGAUUCAGUGUCUGAGGAGGGCUCACUUUCUGUUUCAUUGAUGCACCUUACUGCAUCCUCAUCUGGUGGAAGGGGCAGUGAACAAGCUCCCUUGGGCCCCUUUUACGAAAGCACUAAUUCCAUUCAUGAAGACUUCACAACUUAAUCACCUCCCAAAGGCUCCAUCUCUUAAUACGAUCACAUUGGGGAUUAGGUUUCAACAUACCAAUUUUGGGGGUACACAAAUAUUGAGGUGAUAGACACUUCCAGGCUUUUGCCAAACAUUAGUAAACAAUUUCCAGUGAAUACUCUGCCCCAUUCUCUCCUACUCAAGCAGAGUAUCUUAAGGCAGCAGAUUGGAGUGACGUUACUUUAAGGGUAACUUUGAAGCCAAUCUAAUUCAUACUCAAAAAAGUAUUCCAAAAUUUUGGUACUCUAUUAUGGGUUACAAACCCCUUGUGACACCAUAUUUAAGAGCCACUGCUAUUGAGGCUUGCACUCUCUUGCUUGAAAUGAGGUGCUCCCAAACCUGGGAGAUGGCUCCCAAAGAACAAGAGAAUCAACCCCAUCGUGCAUUUAUGUGCUGCCCCAGGUAAUCCACAGGCACAAAGAACUUGAGCUUCCUGGUGUGUUCUUCAGAAAAAAAGGAAUUCAAAAAGCAAAUGUAAAAUGGAACAGAACUUGGCCUCAAAGUGAUGUUGGAAAAAUAGCCAGUCCUGAUGACUUGGUCGAGGUAACUUGCUUUGCCCACUGUUAACUACAGAGCCAUAUGAUAAUGGAACAUCAAGGUUUUCCAGAUAAACCCAAAGCCUUUUGUGUCUAUACCUUGUAACCUGUCAUGUUCAUCAACGUUUUAGACUGUACCAUUGCUCUUUCUCCCUUCUUUAUUCAUUUUAUAUGGGGACGUUUGACUAGGAUCACCAGAUGUAGAUUUGGUAAUUUUUCCAUACCAUUAAGAUGUAUGAUAAUGGAUUUUAUUAAUUUAACACAAAUGCAUAAAAAUAUGAUGUAAUAAGAAACAAUCCUGAAAUUAUUAAAACAUUUCUUUGUCCUUACUUAAACCUAACCUGCCAUUUUAAAAGACACCUAACUCUAUAAACAAAUGGGCCAUUACAGACGUAAAACAAAUAUUAUUCAGUGAAAUUUAUUCAAGGACUUAAAAUGAUUGAAGGCAUUAGGAACAUAAAAAUGCAUAAGAUCCUCUUUUAAAUCCCAAUAUUCCCUAACCACUGGUUUAUAAAAAAUACUCUAAGGUUUAUAGAAUUAGUUUGGUUCCGUUAGUUGAUCAAGUUACUUACACUAAGUCAGCAAUUCAAAACAAAUAAUUCCCUCUGUGUGUGUUUGUUUGCUUGCAAAUAUGUUUCAUUUUAAAGUGUCUUUUUAUAUAGAAAGCCAAGUUGGUGGAAUUUAUCUUGUCAUUAAAAUGAUGUGAAAAUCAAA